Acromyrmex echinatior (Panamanian leafcutter ant) is the source of this 1119-nucleotide messenger RNA. RefSeq lists its product as uncharacterized. The record is from RefSeq and is a predicted model, not a curated record. NCBI's taxonomy places the organism in Eukaryota, Metazoa, Arthropoda, Insecta, Hymenoptera, Formicidae.
ACAAUAAUUAAAUUUAAUACACAUAUUAAAAUUAAUAUUUAAGAAGAGCUAUACAGUUUUAGUCGAAACUGACACGUAAUGAGUGUUCAGUUUCGGUAAAAGUUUCUGUUGGACUGUAUUCAUAUAUAUAAUAAAGUUUACAACAUUUUAGCUAAUAUUUAAGUUAUAACAUAAAAAUUUAGAGCGCUUUAAAUUAAGUUUUGCAUAAAUCAUAGCAAUAAAAUUUUUUCAUGUUGCUGCUUCUAGGUGGAUUGCUAGCUAGAAUAGAUUCUAUCCAUUGUAUUGUCUGCGAUGCCGGCCUUUCACUUCAUUGUCACCGCAGUCUAGUAGAAUGAAAAGAUUCUAAUCGUUCUAUAGAAUUGCUAUAGAAUUAACGAAAUCCGACCGGAAAAUGAUCCAUAGCACAGAAUGUUGAAAUAAUGUUCUAUGCUGUAUGGGGAGCAUCAUGUAUCGCAGACUUAUUUGGUACAGAGAAAAAUUUUUUUUUAUUUUUUUUAGACAUCGUAAAACAAUCAAGAUGCAUCAAGAUUUACCGAUUAAAUACUCAAAAGCGGUAGAUCCCGAACAGGAUGAAACAGAGGAAAUGAGGGAGCAGGAACAAGAACUUGUAAUUCCCUUACCUGAUAACAUAUGGGAUAUUAUCUGGGAAGAAACAGGAAUUAUUGGAACAAGAGUGGGGACAACGGACGGCAUCCCUGCAGGUGCUGAGGAGGAAUCGGAUUUCGUCUUCGAGUCGGAAGAAGAGAUCAUGGACGUUUUCGAAGAGGUCAAGGACUUGCUUUUAAACUUCGAUGAAGUCAACCUCGGUGAGAACAAGAGAUAAAGGAUGAUGAGAAGGAUGUUAAGGAAGAGAAGAAAGAGAAGGAGAAAGAAGAGACUGACUGAAUAUCAGCAAUAAAUUUUUUAAAUAAUAAAUAUAUAAAAAAGCAAAGAAGCCACGCUAUGUUCGUAUCUAUAUAAUGUUCGUAUCUAUAUAAUAUUUAUAUGUUUAUCCUAAGAUAGCAAUAAUGCAAAAAUACAUACAGACGUAAAUUGAUAUCGCACAGAUUGAUAUCGGAUACUUUCCGGAUAUCCUGCUGUAUCUCUAAAAAUUAUAAUAUAUUUUCAAUUAUAACCGAA